UUUACGCACACCUGGAUUCCGGAAGCGCUCUCACGUCAGAGGGAGAGGCUGUCAUUGUUCAGAGGAAUGGCGUAGGAAUUAACGCAGGAAUCCUGCCCGACUUGAUCGAUAAACAUGAGUAUUUUGCCAAACGAGGGGGCUUUUGAGGACUUCAAGAGGCAAUGUUUGGCCUCCGAGAACUGGCUGAAUAAAUAUGACAAUGGUGGAAAGCAAGUUUGGAUCGAAGUUCUUCCAGACAGGGGGAUCAACUCACCCAAAGUCCAUAAGAUCAAGUGCAGAAUGAGCAUCGGAGAUGUGCCGGCUGCCACCAUGUACGACGUUAUUCAUGACGGCCAGUACCGUAAGGAAUGGGACACCAACAUGAUGGAGAGUUACGACAUCGCCCGGCUCUCUGACAAUGCGGAUGUGGGCUACUACUCAUGGCGCUGUCCAAAGCCGAUAAAGAACAGAGACGUAGUGAGUCUGCGUUCAUGGCAGGUGAAGGGGGAUGAGUACAUUGUCAUAAACUUCUCUGUCAAACACCCGGACUUCCCGAUAAAAAACAAAAUUGUAAGAGCAGUGUCAAUCCUGACUGGGUAUUACAUCAAAGCUACAGGACCAAACAGCUGUAUUUUCAUUUAUCUUUCACAAGUUGACCCUAAAGGUUCUCUUCCAAAAUGGGUGGUGAACAAAGCAUCCCAAGUCCUCGCUCCUCGGGUGUUGAGUAGCGUCCACCAGGCGGGAAAGAACUACCCAGCAUGGAAAAAGAAGAACUCUCCUGACGUGAAGGCCUGGCUCAACCCGAAGCAGAACCAGCUCCCCUACAUAGACCCUGCCUUGCUGUCCAUACAGAGAGCGGACUCUCUCGAAAACGUGGAUGAAAGCUCCAAACUGGACGACCAGGACGCUGAAGACAGCAGCUAAAAGUCGCACAAGUAAAAAAGGAAAGGUGGCCGAAAAGAGAGAUUGGGGGUGAACUGUAUAUUGUGGUUUUUUUUUGUUUUGUUUUUUUUUAAGAGAGACUUUAAGACUCCCAGCUUUCUGCGAUGUCACCUAAAUCCUUCAGUUUUCUAUCAGUGUGCCUUAUAGGAGUAUGAAGUGUUUACAAACGUCUUAAUGCAGAAAAGAGCUCAGAUCAAGGUACCAUUCACCUCUUUGAAUCUCAGCUUGUGUACAGGAACAGAGGUGGUGGAUAUUUUUAAAGUACAACACAACGAGUCAUUGGCCAGGGUAUUUAUUUUCUACCUAUGAAAAAAAUCACAAAGCUUAAUGUGAAAGGAAAUGGAGUACGAGUGUUAAAUAUUGGCAUAUUUUCUCAGUCUUAAUUCCUAAAAUGCUGUUUUCUGUUAGAACCUGAGACUUCCUUUAUUUUCUAAACUCAUGCAUAUGGCCAGUUAAAAUGAAACGACGCAGGUUUCAGUAUGUUGACAGAAAUUUGGCAGUUUUUCAGGAAAAUACUAUGUGCCAGUUAAUUAUUGAUGGUUAGAUUUGUCCCUUUCAAUGUGUAAUGAAGAAGUUGUGCAAUCAAAUGAAGUUCAAUGGAGUAACAUGCCAAAGUCAUUGCCUCAAAGAGAAACUUUGAUGUAAAUAGCAAUGUUGGUUAACCAUUUGAAUAUGGUUGAAACCAUGAUUGGAAUGUUGUUCUAUUUAUUUAUUACACUAAACUGAUGAAGCCACGAUUGUAAUGAUCCCUGUUUGGCUGAAGUUUUUUUGUUUUAUGUUCUCAGAAUAUUUCAGGUUGACUUUUUAAAAAUAAAGCUAACAAAGCUCGACAUACCACAGCGAUCGCUACUA
This is a messenger RNA of Gambusia affinis (western mosquitofish), 1773 nucleotides long. It is a transcript of the gene stard14, whose product is annotated as START domain containing 14. The transcript has 7 exons. Bases 115 to 903 code for a protein of 262 amino acids. NCBI's taxonomy places the organism in Eukaryota, Metazoa, Chordata, Actinopteri, Cyprinodontiformes, Poeciliidae. Gene Ontology annotation, molecular function: lipid binding. The record is from RefSeq and is a predicted model, not a curated record.